GCGGAAGUUCAUGUCGCUGUGUUGACUUUGCACGUUUCUAUUUGGUCUUAGCUGGCGUUAAAAGUUGCUGGAAAGUCGUCGAAGAGUCUGUGGACGCGGAUCUGGAACUUUUUAUCUUUUCAGACUAUUGAGCAAAAGGGAUUACUUCGGGAGUUUUGUUGACCUUACAGUCAAUCAGCAUGUUUCACCAGCAUGGGAUGACUCAUCACUGAUUGUGUGACCGUCAGUAUUUUGUCCUGUAAUGUCCUGCAUGGGAAUCUCCUAAUCCACGCACAAAAAGGAGCCACAGUCACCGCUGCUGCGGUUCACGUCGGCAGAGUCAUGGGUCUGUGUACAGCCGCCAAAAAGUUUUCACGAAGGGGCAAAUAUGUUGUGCUGAUCGGGCUCCUGUUGUCAGUGCUGGCUUGGAUAGCCACCUUUUCUGGGGAGACUGACAAAACCAUCUCUUUUAACUUUGACCCCACACUAACUCUUGUUAGACAAGACAAACUGAGGGAUAAGCUCAACUCGUGGACGAGAGCGCCCGGUCACUGGAACCUUUCAACAGAAAAAGACGAGUGCCCAAAGGAAUCUCCAUUGCUAGUGGGAGCUUCGAAGCUAUCCUUUGAGUCUUCGCUGAAUCUCAAGGAUGUAGAGAGCAAAAACAAAGGAGUGGCUAAAGGAGCGUAUGAGCCCGCGGACUGUAAAGCGAGGCAGAGCGUAGCCAUCCUCAUCCCGCACCGCAACCGGGAGAAGCACCUCCUCUACCUCCUGCAUCACCUGCACCCCUUUCUGCAGCGGCAGCAGCUGCACUAUGCCAUCUACGUCAUCCAUCAGGCCGGUGAUGCAAUUUUUAAUCGAGCCAAGUUACUUAAUGUCGGGUAUUUGGAAGCAAUUAAGGACUUUAGCUGGGAGUGCUUCAUCCUCCAUGAUGUGGACUUGGUUCCUGAGAAUGAUCGCAAUUUGUACAUCUGUGAUCAGCAGCCCAAACACUUGGUGGUCGGCCGCAACGUUACAGGAUAUAAACUCCGUUACAAAGGCUACUUUGGUGGAGUCACUGCCAUGACCAAGGACCAGUUUUUAAAAGUAAAUGGGUUCUCAAACAACUACUGGGGAUGGGGUGGGGAGGAUGACGACCUUCGGGUCAGGGUUGAACUGCAAAAGAUGACGAUCGUACGCCCCCCUGCUGAUGUAGCACGCUAUACCAUGGUGUUUCACAAACGAGACUCGGGAAAUCAGAUCAACAAAAACAGGAUGAGGUUAUUAGGACAAACGACAAAGAUGUGGAGAAACGAUGGACUCAACAGCUGCUCGUAUAAAAUUGUAUCAGUUGAGAGGAUGCCCCUCUAUGUGAACAUUACUGUGGACAUUGGUCAGCCACAAAGUUGAGGUCUCUGAAAGAAAACAGCUUUAUCCUCUUUAUAUUCUAUGAAACCAAGACCACUGUGUGCUGAAAAGUUACAAGAUGACAAACAAACUUAAAUGUCCUUUUGUUAGCGUGUUAAAACGAUAUCCAGAUAUUUAACACAAUUUUGCAUAUCAUUCCAUACUUUAUUCCUAGAAAUUCCUGUUGUUAGGAAUUACAUCUCCAUUUAAAGAAUAUUUUACUGCAGCUGUCAUUCCAGUUGUUUUUCAAUGUUUUUCUAAACUGUUGUUAUCAUCACACCUAUGCCUUAUUAUUUGCCUGUUUGUCCACCGCCACUAUAUGCUAAUAGGAUGUUACAUAGAGACAUAGAUCAAGGUGCCAGAGAUUACAUUGUGAGGUGAGCCUUUUUAAACACUUUAUCUUACAGUGUCAUAAUGGCAACACUGGACUGGUUUAUGUUUUGGCGUCCUAUUUUAGAUAAAUUGAUGUUCUUAAUAUCCUGCAUAAAAGGACCUCACACAUAUGGUCUAACUGGAUUUUUUCAGCUAUUCUCUCUGUAGAAUAGCUGUGUUUCAGUCAGUGUGUCUGUGAACAUCAAUUUGGAUUUAGGUACAGACCAGUCUAAUACCUGAAUAAACUUAAUCUUCAUUGUUCCUUUGUAGCACUGGUAGCAUUGUCAUAGGGUUCUGCUGGAACGGGAUCCCUCACCCCAGACUUAAGCCUUUAACAGGUUUUCUUCACCUAUUUAGCCAUGUAGCUCCACCCAGUUCCCCAUCAACUCUGACUAGAUUCUGUUUCUAUGCUGGAAACAAAGGGGGUCGCUUUUCUGGCACACUUAAUGUUUUUCUUCUGCUCUAACACAGCAGAAUCAAGUUCUGCAGAAGUCUUGCUAAUGACCCAUUCACUUAAUCCAUCAGAGCGAGGUCUGUAAUUUUCAUCAUAGGUACUUCCACUAUGAGAGACAAAAUGAGAGAGAAAAGAUCCAGGAAAUCAAAUUGUAGGGGUUUUAAAGUAUUUGUUUGUAAAUUAUGGUGGAUAAGUAAGUAAUAAGUAAAGAAGGAGGUUUUGGCUUAAACUUUUACGAUUUACGAUGCAUGGCCCCGUUUAUUCUUCCCUUAAAGCCCCAGUGUGUAAGAGUUUUACACUGGCGCACCAACUAGUGGAGCACUAAAUGAAUUACAAGCAACCUCGCUUUUAAGCGCGUAAUGAUUGCUACGGAAGCCGUGGAGUUUCAUAAAUGUGGUGAUGUAAACGUGUCCUCCAUGUAUUUGGUACCAGGCUACUGCUAAUAGCUACGGUCAUCAUGUGAAAUGGUUUUUGGCCCUGUUGCCAAGUAUGCUUGUUUUUUUUGGUCUAAAGUC
This is a messenger RNA of Fundulus heteroclitus (mummichog), 2706 nucleotides long. It is a transcript of the gene b4galt4, whose product is annotated as UDP-Gal:betaGlcNAc beta 1,4- galactosyltransferase, polypeptide 4. Gene Ontology annotation, molecular function: glycosyltransferase activity. The record is from RefSeq and is a predicted model, not a curated record. The coding region runs from base 322 to 1368 and encodes 348 amino acids. Lineage: Eukaryota; Metazoa; Chordata; Actinopteri; Cyprinodontiformes; Fundulidae. The transcript is spliced from 7 exons. Gene Ontology annotation, biological process: carbohydrate metabolic process.